CAGUCAGGCAGUGAAAUCAAGGCAGUGGCGUCGCGGUAUGUUUGUAACUUACUGCGGAAAGUUUCCAGCUGAAAUCUUGCGAUAUUCACAAUGUCAUGACAGUUAAAGCAGCCUUUAAGCUUCACUGGUACCUGUAACAUCCAGAAGAGCCAGAGCGGCUCGCAUCCCUCCUCUGAUUGGACAGCAGGGACUCCGGACGUCAUGGCAACAGUAUCCCUCCGAUCAUGGAUGUGAGUGAUGAGUUUGACAGCGGGAUGGAGGCCACAGAUGACCUCGCGUCGUUUGAGGUGGUCAACCUGUCGAACCCGGGCCUGCUGGAUCUGGGCACAGACAUCGACGGACACGUCCAGGAGUCAAAGGACAGGACCAAACUCAAAACAAAACUCAUUUCAGCGUGGAAUAAUCUCAGAUAUGGAGGCUGGUCUCUGAAGAGCAAGCCGCGUCUCAGUAAGAGCAGCCCCGUGUGUCUGCUGAGACAGUCCUAUCAGCUGAGCUACAGCGGAGAGCGGGAGAGUUUCCGGCGGGCGUUCUCCUCUCUGCUGUGGAUGACCUACAGGAGAGGUUUCCCGCUGCUGGACGGCUCAGCCCUCACGUCUGACGCGGGAUGGGGCUGCAUGCUCCGCAGCGCACAGAUGCUGUUAGCUCACGGACUAAUGCUGCACAUGAUGCCCGCGGGCUGGACGUGGCCUGCGACGCAUCAUCAGACCAAAGAUGACCUGGAGGUGGUGGACACUCACGCGCUGGAAGAUUCCCUCAGAGAGAGCCGGCGUGACUCGGGAAAGCAUCGCAGAUGCAGUCUGGGAACCGCGCUAGACUGCGAGACUCACGAGGAGCGGACUCACAGGAGGAUCGUGUCCUGGUUCGGCGAUCUGCCCUCUGCCCCGUUCGGCCUGCACCGGCUGGUGGAGUUGGGCAGGGCCUCUGGGAAGAGAGCGGGCGACUGGUACGGACCGGCCAUCGCUGCUCACAUACUGCAGAAGGCCGUGGCAGCGUCCGAGGUGUCCGAUCUGGCGGUCUACGUGGCGGAGAACUGCACCGUGUAUGUUGGAGACGUGUUAAACCUGUGUGGGACGUCCCGUACAGAUCUGUCAGCGAGGUGCAGGUCUGGCUGGAAGUCACUGGUUCUGCUGGUGCCUGUGCGUUUGGGCUCUGAUAUGUUGAAUCCGGCUUAUACCCGAUGUGUGAAGAGGUUGCUAGAGCUGCAAUGCUGCAUGGGAAUCAUCGGAGGGAAACCCAAACACUCGCUGUUUUUCGUGGGAUUCCAGGAUGAUCAGCUGAUCUAUUUGGAUCCUCAUUACUGUCAGGCUGCUGUAGACGUCCAACAAGACAACUUCCCUUUAGAGUCGUUUCACUGUAAAACUGUCAGGAAGAUGCCGUUUAACCGCAUGGACCCGAGCUGUACGGUGGGUUUCUACGCCGCCAGCAGGGGGGAUUUCCAGACUCUGUGCUCAGACGUCACUGAGCUGCUUUGA
This is a messenger RNA of Sinocyclocheilus rhinocerous, 1472 nucleotides long. Its product is annotated as cysteine protease ATG4D-like. The coding region runs from base 225 to 1472 and encodes 415 amino acids. Gene Ontology annotation, biological process: mitophagy; piecemeal microautophagy of the nucleus; protein delipidation. The transcript is spliced from 11 exons. Lineage: Eukaryota; Metazoa; Chordata; Actinopteri; Cypriniformes; Cyprinidae. Gene Ontology annotation, cellular component: cytoplasm. Gene Ontology annotation, molecular function: protein-phosphatidylethanolamide deconjugating activity; cysteine-type endopeptidase activity. The record is from RefSeq and is a predicted model, not a curated record.